Molecule: messenger RNA, 1635 nt
Organism: Anopheles coustani
Lineage: Eukaryota; Metazoa; Arthropoda; Insecta; Diptera; Culicidae
Gene: HnRNP-K
Product: heterogeneous nuclear ribonucleoprotein K
Exons: 10
Coding region: 122-1453 (443 amino acids)
Biological process (GO): regulation of mRNA splicing, via spliceosome; regulation of transcription by RNA polymerase II
Cellular component (GO): nucleus; cytoplasm
Molecular function (GO): mRNA binding
Source: RefSeq, a predicted model, not a curated record
GGUAGUUCAUUGUGUUUGCAAGCCACGCCAAGCUUUCCGGGAAAGUGUGUUUUCGCUAAUACUACUAACAAACAAAAACGGUGCAAAAUAAAUAGUUUUUCAUCUAUCUAUCGGCACUAACAUGAAGCGUGAAAUUGAAGAUGCCAGCGAUGGCGGAAACGAGGAGCAUGGGUCGGCAGAACAUGACGGGUCCAACGAUGAGGGUGGCAAAAAUAAUGCCCAAGCCGAAGACUCGUCCGAUUCCAGCACAAAGUCAUCGGUGAAGCGUAUGCGCUCGGAGGAGCAGGAGGUGCGAUUACUGAUUCCUAGCAAGAUGGCCGGAGCUAUCAUCGGCAAGGGUGGACACAACAUCCAAAAGCUACGCACAGAGUAUCAAGCCCAAGUGAAUGUAGGCGACUGUACUGGCCCCGAACGUGUGCUCACGAUCGGCGGCGAUAUGGAGACGGUAACGAAAGUCGUGAAGGACGUUAUGAAACAUCUCGAUAGGGCCGGCGAUAAUGAGUACGAGCUGAGAAUACUGAUUCACCUAAGCCUGGCCGGAUGCGUCAUCGGCCGCGGUGGCAGCAAAAUAAAGGAGAUCAAGGAUGAAAUUGGCUGCAGAUUGAAAAUCUUCUCAAACAUACCGCCCCAAAGCACAGACCGCAUCGCGCAGGUGAUAGGCAGCGAGGAGCAGUGCCUGAAGACGCUGAACGAGAUCAUCAAGCUGAUCAAGGGCACACCGAUCAAGGGCCCGGUGCACAACUAUGACCCGCACAACUACGACGACAUGUACGCCGACGAGUACGGUGGCUACGGUGUCGGCGGUGGUGGCGGUGGCAGCGGUGCCUUCCGCAACGGGGCCGGUGGACGAGGCGGUGCGACAGGAGCUGCACCCGGUGCCGGCUAUGAUCGACGCGGUGGCGAUAGGUUCGAUGACCGCGGAGGACGCUCCAAUCGGGGUUACGGGGAUCGGGGCAAUGAUCGAACGAACCGUGGUGCAGCGGGAGCGGCAGCUGGUGGAGGUGGUGGAAUGAGAGACAGAGACUACAUCAACCCGUGGGCUAAUCCCAUUAAUGGAAACAACAUGGGUGGAAGCUUCGGCGGUGGCAACACGCUGGCCCUCGGCAGCCUCGGUAGCCUGAACCUUGGUGGGGCCGGCGGCAACCUGGGCAACGGUAAUCUGGCCAACUUUGGCGGUGGCAACAACGGUGCGAUGGACAACAAAACCUCAACUCAGGUUACAAUUCCCAAAGAUCUGGCCGGUGCCAUUAUUGGAAAGGGCGGUGGCCGAAUACGUCGCAUCCGGAACGAGUCGAACGCUUUCAUUCAGAUAGACGAAGCGUUACCCGGUUCGAAUGAUCGUAUUAUUACGAUCACCGGAACGCCCAAGGAGAUCCAAGCUGCUCAAUAUAUGCUACAGCAAAGCGUUCGCGAAAACAUUAGCGGUACCGGGUCCGGUUUCAAUCGUAACUAAAAACCCCACACAACCCAAAUGUAUGUUGGCCACACUCCCCGCCCCCCUCUCCGGAGCUGAUUGCGAAACUUUAAUCAGAAAAUCGCGUUUUCUUUUAAUUUUAAUUCUAGGGCAAUACUUGCCCGCCUAACGAAAAGCAGGAAUGCGUUGAAGUAAUAAACGAAAUGGAAUAAAUACCGUGA